This is a messenger RNA of Diaporthe amygdali, 528 nucleotides long. RefSeq lists its product as uncharacterized. The transcript is spliced from 2 exons. Gene Ontology annotation, biological process: ribosomal large subunit export from nucleus. Bases 1 to 528 code for a protein of 175 amino acids. Gene Ontology annotation, cellular component: preribosome, large subunit precursor; nucleolus. The record is from RefSeq and is a predicted model, not a curated record. NCBI's taxonomy places the organism in Eukaryota, Fungi, Ascomycota, Sordariomycetes, Diaporthales, Diaporthaceae.
AUGGCAAAAACAAAGGGCAAAGCGCCCUCCAUCCACUCUCGCGCCGCCCGCCGAGCCACAUCGCCCAGCAUCAACACCGACAAGUCGCUGAAGGAUGUCAAGCCACCGCCCGAGUCCGUCGACUUCCGCCCCUCCGUCCUCGGCAUCCACCAGAACGCCGGCGUCACCAAGAAGAACAAGCGCGGCCGCAAGGCCGUGAUGAGCACCAAGGCCAGGAAACGGCACGAGAGGGGCCUCGAGAGGGCCGAGGAGAUUGUCGACAGGACGUCCACCAAGGUCAACAAGAGCAAGAAGUCAGCCUCGAAUAUCGCCGAACGAAAGAAGGGCUGGGAAGACAUUAAUGCGCAGGCGGUCGAGAUCGCCGCCGCCAAGGCGGCCGGGGUGAACAAGUUCGCGGGACUGGCGGACGGUGACGACGAGGACGUCGAGGAACUCGAUGAUGAGAUGUGGGAGGCUGAGAAGAGCACAACUGUGGUAGAUGAUGCGCCACCGCCGCCGCAAGACGACGACGACGAAGAGAUUCUAUGA